CGCGAGCGUGCGCGCACUGCUGGCUGCUCUAGGGGCUCCGCUCGUCCUCGCGCCCGCCGCACCUCCGAGCUCAUUCCUCAGCAUGAAGGCGCUGAGCCCCGUGCGCGGCUGCUACGAGGCGGUGUGCUGCCUGUCGGAGCGCAGCCUGGCCAUCGCGCGCGGCCGCGGCAAGGGCCCCGCCGCCGAGGAGCCGCUGAGCCUGCUGGACGACAUGAACCACUGCUACUCGCGCCUGCGGGAGCUGGUGCCCGGGGUUCCGCGAGGCACGCAGCUUAGCCAGGUGGAAAUCCUGCAGCGCGUCAUCGACUACAUUCUCGACCUGCAGGUGGUCCUGGCGGAGCCGGCCCCGGGACCCCCGGACUGCCCGCAUCUCCCCAUUCAGACAGCCGAGCUCGCUCCGGAACUUGUGAUUUCUAACGACAAGAGGAGUUUUUGCCACUGACCUGGCGGUCCUGGCGCUUCCAGAACGCAGGUGCUGGCGCCCGUUCCGCUGGGACCCCGGGACUCUACGGCCGGAAGCCCGAGGGCAUGGAUGGGCCCCAGCCUCGCCCUGCCCACUUGACUUCCCCAAACCCCUGCCUCAAGGCUGGACCUGGCGCCCGGGAGCCAAGGACUGUGAACUUGGGUGGCCGGAAGAACCCGAGCUAGCGCUGGGCACCAGCUGAGCAACGCCACCCAGUCCCCUUCCACUCCCACCCCCACCCCCCCAAUUUUAAAGACUGUCUUUUUGAGAGUGUGGAGGUGUGGGGAGGUGUUGCUGUUCUCCAAACUCUGCCAAGGCAGCGGGAGAGCUGGUCUUCUGGUCACCUUGGAGAGAGGCUCAGUUGCCCUGAUUAUGAACUCUAUAAUAGAGUAUAUAAGCUUUUGUACCUUUUUUGCAGGAAGGUGACUUUCUGUAACCAUGCGAUGUAUAUUAAACUUUUUAUAAAAGUUAACAUUUUGCAUAAUAAAACAGUUUUUAAACAGUUGUGUUAUGUAUUUUGAUUUCUUAAGUGUUAACACUUUCUUGCAAGGAUUGACUGAUGUUCUUCUUGAAGCUUGGGAAAAACAAAUGUGCUUAUUCCUCUCGAAGGGAGAUGGAAAAAUGCACAGCUACCACGGGGGUGGAGGGGGGAGUGGAAAGGGCUCCUGAUGGGAUCCCUGCACUGAGGGAGGGUUGGAUGCAGAGAAGAUCCUGGCCCUGGCAUCUCAAGGGGACUGACUGGCACAUGCUCACCCAGCAAGUUGGGGGUUUUGCAUAGAAAUCUGUGUCUGGAGUCCCAGUUCACUCGGUGACAGCUCACGGGCAGAUGGCUAUCCUGUUAAUUGUUAACUUUUUGUGAGAUCUUUAACAGGGGAGGUGGAAAGAGUGGAGCCUCACUUGGUGCCCAGACAGAGGUGGUGAUAGACCCAUUUCAAAGAUGGACACCACUGGCCUGGUUUCAUUUUCCUUCUCAUGCUCUCUAGUUUGACUUCUUGGGCUUCCACAGUUGGGGAAAAAAAAAUAGGAAAGGGGUCUCUCCCUCCAAAUCCCCAGCAACUCUGCUCAGAAGCAUUUUGGUGUUUGUUGGGGGAAUGCCGAUGCCAAUCCCUCCUCUAUUGCGUGGGAGUCAGGACAUGCCUCUGGUUGGCUGAGGAGGAGGCCCCACAACCUUCAUUUCUGGUAUUUCCUUCACAGAACACCUUCAUUAGGAGCAGAAAUGGAGAAAUUGAGACUCAGUGGAUAAUGGGUCUGAACCAGGUUCCCAUCUGGCUCCUUCCCCCUCCAGGAGCAGAAAUGGGAUUUUAACCUUAACUACAGUGACUGAUUUUAGUGGCAGAAGUAGUGCCUGAGACUGGUCAUUCCUCUCAGGGCCAGACCUGAGAGGGGGACAGAGGAUAAAACUCCCAAAGCAGACCCCCCAGCUCCCACCUGGCAGCACCCCAGGUGGGCUCCACCACUUUCCUGGCCCCACUAGAUUCCUGUUUAUGAUAUGAUCUCAUCUGUGUGUUGGCCCCUGGCAUAAAUUGCUUCAAUAUUUCAUAACAAACAGGUCACAUCAUCAUCUUCACGCCUCAACCCUGGUGAGUUUUCAGGGGUGAACAGGGGCAUGUGGUGGGGAGGCAACUUCUUGUCUUUGUCACUAUCCUUCCAGUCAACCAGUGGUCCUUAACUUGUUUCCUGCUCUCCCCUGAUGGAAGGUAUGAACUCUCAUUAGAAAAUAAACACACACA
Talpa occidentalis (Iberian mole) is the source of this 2193-nucleotide messenger RNA. RefSeq names its product inhibitor of DNA binding 3 (gene ID3). Gene Ontology annotation, biological process: circadian regulation of gene expression; negative regulation of transcription by RNA polymerase II; cell differentiation. The record is from RefSeq and is a predicted model, not a curated record. Gene Ontology annotation, molecular function: transcription regulator activity; protein dimerization activity. The transcript is spliced from 3 exons. The coding region runs from base 83 to 442 and encodes 119 amino acids. Gene Ontology annotation, cellular component: nucleus; cytoplasm. Lineage: Eukaryota; Metazoa; Chordata; Mammalia; Eulipotyphla; Talpidae.